UAUUCGAAAACUUCCCUUAUAAAUAAUGUUACUCAAUCCGUCAACUUGUCUCCUGAGCAACAAGAACAAAAAAAAAAGAAAUGGAAGGCACACUGAUCUCGUCGUCGCCAUUCAGGUUCCACCCUUUGACGACGUCACGCAGAAUCGCCACCAUAACUAAGAGGAGAAAACAAACCACCGUGUGUUGCGACUACUACUACCAAGGAGGACGAGCGGUGGACGAGAACAUGGUGGUCCUUAGGAAACGGAUCCAUGAGAUUAAGAUGGUUGAACGAAACUACGAACCUCCUUCCCACUGGAUGCAGUGGGAGAAGCAUUUCUACUGCAGCUACGAUGCUACUAUCUGUGACGCUCUGUGUAUUCUCCAAACUUUCCUCAUGAACUCUCGUCCCAGCGUUGCGUUUGGAACGUUGCUUCUCAUCUUUUUCAGCGUUCCCGUCUCAACUGCUUUCUUUGCGUUUCGCAUCUUUGACAUUGUUCUUUGGCUUAUGAGUGCCAUUCACGUAGGAUGAUCGUGUAUAGUGCGUUAAUGUGUUGAUAUUUUCUUUUAGUUUAUUGUAUCGGUUCCUAUGAUAACAACAAUCCUAUUUUGAUA
This is a messenger RNA of Brassica oleracea var. oleracea, 595 nucleotides long. RefSeq lists its product as uncharacterized. The transcript has a single exon. NCBI's taxonomy places the organism in Eukaryota, Viridiplantae, Streptophyta, Magnoliopsida, Brassicales, Brassicaceae. The coding region runs from base 81 to 512 and encodes 143 amino acids. The record is from RefSeq and is a predicted model, not a curated record.